GAAAUUAUGUGAUAUUUACACUUUUCCCCGAAGAGAAGAAUGCAGGAAAAUAAUUUAAAUUUCUCUUCGUGAAUAAAUCUUAGGUCUUGUUAUUGAACUUGUUACUAUCAUAACGAUAAAAUUAACUGUUCAUCCUAUAUGUAGAAUGUUUACAUGAAAAAAUAACAAAACAAAAACAAUAUGUACAUAUUGUUUUUUUUUCAUGCAUGUGUGUAUGUAUGCAUAAUUAUAUCCAAUUGAGAAAAGAAAGGGAGAAAAUGAGAAAGACAAAAAUUACAUAAAUAUGUAAUGUAUGUUUAGUCAAAGGUGUGGAUAGAUGCUGUGUUGUUUAAAUGUAAGCACGCAAGUGAAGGAAAUCAAACUGACGCAAAAAUGAUGAAUCAGAAAAAAAGAUACAUAAAUUGAUAAUCUGGUUAGUGAAUCUAAAGCAGAAAGUGAGUGUAUAACGAUUAUUGAUAUUGAUAGAAGGCUGUGAGUGGUAGAGUUGGUGCGAAUGAUUAAAGUUUUGGCGCUGGUUGAAUCAGAGUUGUGUCCCCUUGCUGCGAAUCUCUGUCAGAAAGUUAAUAUUGCCGCAGUAGUUAAUGGUCUUGUUUCAUAGAAGAGACAGGCUGGAGUCUACUGCUUUGAUUUCUCUAAACUUCUGAGGUCAAUAUUGUUUGCAGAUUUGACCUCUUGGACCAUUUUCAAGAUGGUCACACUGGCAUCCUGUUGGACUAAAAGAACUUAUUUACGAUUGUUUUAAACUUUAUACAGUGAUAAUCAGAAAUGAGUGUAUGUAUGUGUGUGACUGUGUUUAAACAAUUGUCUGUGUAACUAAAUUCAUAUUUGUAUGUAAAUAUAUAUAUGUGUGUGUGUGAUGGUAUCUAAAACAGAAACCAACAAAUGUUUACCUGUCAAUAAUUGUGAGUGUGUUUCUAAGAAUUGGUAAGAGUAUAUUAUUAACCAAAGACAUUGUGACUUGUUAUUGAUAAAAUACAUCAAAAUAAAUGAAAGUUGAGAAAACUUAUUUCUCUCAGUUCUGUUUUUACUCUUUACAAAUAUAUUGAAAAUAUCAUUUGCUACAGAAAUAAUAAAAAAAAAGUAAAGAAAAAAGACACCAUUAUAUAGCAUCUUCUGUCCUAAUUGUUGAAUGAGUAAACAACAAUCCACCUCCUCAACACCACCACCGACAGCACUGCCGUGUUUCAGUACGACUGCUGGUGCGGGUGUGGGUGCUGACAAUAACUGCUGGUAUCCAUUCAAUUUCUUCACCAGCCUCACUGCUCUACAAAACACAACGACUGAUCCCCAACCAUCUUUGGCUGCAGCACCAGCUCAACACCCUGCAGGAUUUACAUAUCCUGCAGUUUCCACAGCUGCAAGUGCUGUUGCCAGCUUGAAAAUGCCUUUCGACUGCGAGAUUUGUGGCCGGAUUCUAUCAGGGUCUGGCCACCUAAAGACACAUCUGAGGACACAUACUGGAGAAAAGCCUUUCAAAUGUGAAGUCUGCGGGAAGUGUUUUGCUAAUUCUGGUGCCUGGAAAACCCAUGCUAAAACACACACUGGAGAAAAGCCUUUUAAGUGCGAUACAUGUGGUCGAAAAUUUGCCAAUUCUGGUGCCCAGAAGACGCAUUCACGCACGCAUACGGGUGAAAAACCUUACACAUGUGACAUUUGUGACAAAAGAUUUGCUAAUUCUGGUGCCUGGAAAACACAUCUUAAAAUCCAUAUUGGAGAUCGUCCUUAUAAAUGUGAAACCUGCGGUAAAGAUUUUUCAAAUCCUGGAGCUCGUCGGAUUCAUAUCAAGUCUCAUGCUGGAGAUAAAUUUUUUAAGUGCCUGACAUGUGGUAACAACUUUGCUAACAAUGGUGCCCUUAAAGUGCACAUGCUUAGCCAUGUGAAACCUGACCUCAGUGUUAUGGGGGCAGGAGUUCCACCUCAUUCUAUCUCUAAUAAUAACAACUGUAAUACUUGUGACAAGACUUUUCCUGCUGUCUCACCACCUCCACAAAUUCCAUCCCCUCAUAAAGCCCCACAAAAUCCGAUCCAACAACAACCUCCCUCCUCAGACAUUCUCGAUGGUGCUUUUACCAUCACUUCACCUCCACCAACAUCAUUACCAAACCUUUCCAAAACUGCAUUGUCCAUCCCAACAUCUGUUGGUUUUGGCAACUCAGAUAAAACAUUCAGUAUGUAUCCAUCCCCUAUAAAUCACUUAAAACCUCCCGGUUUACCCCAACAUCCAUCAGUCCAACAUCGAGAGGUGUGUGGUAAGUCCAUUACUGGUGAAUCCAUACCCAAUCCUCACAUUGUUCCACCCCAAAAUCACCAGCCACCACCACCACAGAUACAACCAUAUGGGUUUGACUGCCACAACAAAGGUCUUCCACCUUUACGACCUUUCCCUGUACCAAAAAUGAACAUUAUGGACAGACCAUUAGGUGAAGCACUGGAUAUUUUCCAUAGAUUAGCACCAACACAAAGGAUUGUCAAUGAUCUCAGUAGCCCUAUCAGCAUUACGGACCAUGAACUAUAUUCUCACUUAUGGGAACAAGGACAAUUGUCUUCCGAACAUCAAAUGCUCCCUUCAGAAAUGGAUGUUUAUCAACUUAGGGAAAAUCUUAUAACGCAAGCAAAGGAAUCUCUGAGUAUGCCUUCAUGAAUGAUGACUACAAUUUGGUGUAUUGCAAGAGAAGUAACUCAGCCAUGAUCAUUAUUUCCAUUAUUCGUCACUUUCUCAUGAAUCAACCAACAAAUGCUACGCAGAAUGAUGGGUUGUUCCCCUUGAAUCUUUUUUUUUUUUUAGCGAGUUGAUAUUUUUCAAAUUUAUUCUCCCAGUUUUAUAAUUUUAUAUUCCUUUUUAUGUGACAAUAUUUUCUUUAUACUUUGUACAAUCGAGAAGAACAAACAUGACAUCUUGAUAUACUAGAAUAUUAUCGAACGAAAAAGAUGCUAUUCCAUAAACAUAUCCUUGAAAGUUCUCAGAAUAUUUGGUGCUUAGAAAAAUACAUAGAAAAUGUUUUACUUGUCCCAACAUUUUUACAUUAAAAAACAAGAAAACCAUUUGUUUUCCCUCCAUUAUUCACUGCAAAAUUAUGUCAUAAUUUUGGUCUUUAAGUUGCAAUUUUGAUAUUAUUUUAAUGUUUUGUAUACAUACACUUGCACACAAUUCUUGAAGUAUGUAUUUUUAAUUUUGGUUUUUUAUUUUGUUUGUUGUAGCCAAUAUUUCCAUGACUUUUCACCACCCCCACCCAAUUUAUAUAUAUAUAUAGUACAUAUCAAAUGGUUUAUAUUUGAAAUUUUGUACUGAAUUACAAUGGCAAAUGUUUUAAAGAGAAGUAUCUUAUGUCUGAACUUUCAGGUGUGUGUGUGUGUGUGCAUAUUCUUCUCACAUGCCCAUAUAUACAUGAUUAAAAAAUAGAACAGACACUGAAGCAACACUUUUGAAAUUUUUUUUUUAAUGCCAAUUUAUUUUUUGAUUUUUAGAAGUAUAAUUCUUACAAUCAUAAUUCUUUAGACUAAUAGCUUCAUCUUUAUUGAAAAAAAUAUCUUACUUUUUACACCCAGAUGACAAUAAGACUUAUUGACCAAAGUAUAGUAUUGAAACAUCUCUCACUUGUAUAGAUGAGGUUAAUGGUUUUAAAAAUUACAAGCUUAUUAUCAAGAACAUGUCUCAGACAUUUAGACAGUUAAUCAAGUUGAACUUAUGUUUAUUCACAACAAAAAUUUUAAAAAAACGUUUCUUGUAGCAUGUGAGUUAAAUUAUUAAGUCUGAGCAUUCCUGUUGAAUUGCCACAAACAAUAUCUUACUUUCAGAAGUUUAACACAUAAAUUAUGAUAUAUUAAAAUCUUAACUGUUAACUUAUUCAUCACAAUAUAUAUAUAUAUAUAUAUAUAUAUAUAUAUAAACCUACCCUCACAAAAAUAACGUUGCCAAAGACUAUACAAUUAUAUAAUGCCAAAAACCCAAAAGAACCUUAGUAAAGUACAGUCUGAUGGAGGUGAGGAACCUGAAACUUUGAAGUCACUGUCAAUUUUUUCUUCAUUGAAGUUAAUGUGUAUAUAUUAGAACAAAAAAAAAAGUUGGCAGGUCAGCUUAUUAGAUGUAUAGUAAUGACAUAACUGUCUUAGAUCAUUGUAAUUUUAGUACAAUUGCCUCUCCUAAAAAUGUCUCAAAACCUUUGGAAUGCUCCUCAUAUUUAAAGGAAAUUAUCACAAUGCAACUGAUUAGUUACUUUACGAUGUUAUCAUAUAAUUUGACAGUGUGUGUGAGUAUAUGUAUAUAUAUAUAUAUAUAUAUAUAUAGAUCUAUAUAUAAUAUAGUUACGUACCGUUUUAUUUAAUAUGUUUGUCUACAUUCAGACAUCGAAAAACAAUACAUUGCACUAGUUAUCUCAAGUGAAUAAAUUGUUUGUAAGGAAAAUUUCUUCUCUCAAGACAACUUGUGCAGCGUAUUGUCUUUCCAUAUCCAAGUGUACAAGUUGUCUUGAGAGAAGAAAUUAAAUAAAACUGUACAUAUUUCAUUCGAUGUUGCUUAGUGAAGCAUUGAAUGGAAUAAUGUCUGCAGCUAUCAAUUAUUUGCAUUCAAUCCCUCCAUUACAUUUUCUUUUCUGAAGAAACUGCUCGCUUAAAAUUUCACAUGAGUAACAUAUUCUUUGUACCAGAUGAACUUUAAUGUCAUAAUUUUGAAUAAUUUAGUAUGAUGUUCUUAUCAUCAUCACCAUCAUUGUUGUCUAGGAUGGUAGAGUAUCAAAAUUGGUACAGCACCCAACAAAAUGCCUUGUGGUAUUUUGUUAUGCCCUUUUACAUUCUGAGUUUGACUUUAUUUUAUUUAUUCCAGAAGGCUGAAAAGCAAAGCAACAGUCAUGUCCUGGCUUGAUUUAAUCAACUGUAUCUCUCUCCAUCAAAAUAUGGAUGGCAUUAUGCCUGUCAUUAUUAUUCUUGAAUACAUUGUUACUGUUUUCAUAGUUUUUGUAUAUGCAAUAUGUUUAUAAGGCUAAGCUGAAGACCAGUUCUCCACCUUUUUCUCACAAACUGUCAUAUCCAUUUUUAUUGAAUUAGAAAUAAUUAAGUUAACUUCUUUAAGCCUCUCAGAAUUUUGUUGCUUCCAAUUUGAAUUUACAGACAGCUGUCUGUAUGCAAUACAUAGGUCAGUGAAAUAGAGAAAUAUAUAGUUUUGGAUAAAAUAUCUCAUGGUAUUUUGUUGCAUUCCAAGUUCAUAUAUUGUGAACGUUGACUUUGCUUUUCAUCUUUUUGGCAGAUUGAUAAAAUAGGUAACAGUCAAAUACUGAGUUGAUUACAUCAACUCUGCCCACUACCAAAUUUGUUGUGUUGAGCUGAAGUUAAAAAUACGAAGUGAUAUUGCCAUCUUUUCUUUACAAGGACUAUGUGUUUAUAAACUGUUUGAUUAUGCCAUUUAUCAUUAAGGAGCUUUCUCAACACCCACUAUUUCAAAACAGAUUAACAAAUUAAAUCUCUUCAUUUUCUUGUAAGAGCAAUGGCUAAAUAAAAUGUCCUUUUUUUCUGGUAGUAUAGAUAAAACAAACUCCAUGAAUAACUACAUACAUACCAGUCAUUGUUGCAAAUAUAAAUACUUGUGAGGCUGUGUUGUGGUAGAAAUGGUAGUGUUCAACUAAAUUACCUUUCAGAAUAAAAUUUCAUUUCUCUGUUUCAAAUUCCAAUGGGGUCAGUAAAAUAGGUACAAGUCUUGGGUGAUUUUAUCUUAAUUACAUAAAUUUUUUAAAAAAUAAUUAUCAAUUUAAAAUUUAUUUUUAAUGAUUCAGUCAGAUGAGGCAAGGUAGCACUCAUUCAGGGACUCCAAGACUGAUGGGAAGAAAUCCUUUCAAAUUAGGGAGCCAGAGUAAAACUUUGCAACAGAAUGCACUCUACUAAAGACAUCCAUGAACCAGAUGGUGGUACUAGAUGAAGCAACAGAUUAAGUCAACUACUCUAAAAGUAAUUUGGUCCUCUUCCACAUCUGUUUAUACUGAAGUUGUUAAAUCACUUGAUUAUACACCUUCUUUCUAUCAGUACUAAGAAACCUUCCUUGAUAGUACAGUAGUAGUAGUAAGUCUUGUAGAGGAUAAUACAAUAUCUAAGCUAUAGACAAGCUAAGUCUACAGUACUGUUUGUCUUCUUUGUCACUUCAUGAAUGCCACUAAUGCCUUUUAGAAAAGUGGAACUUUAAUUUCCACCACGUCUAAAAUAUGCAACUUUGCCUUAGUUAGAAAUCAAUAUUUAACAACUUGUAAUACAAACUUGAAGUAAAUGACAAAGCAAUUUCUUCUGUGAUGUUUUUACCAUUUUUUUUUUCUUUUUUUAUAUAAUUAUAUAUAAUACUGGGAUCAAUCGAUUAAUCUCGAGUGUUUUUAUGGUUGUUAGAAAGUACAGUUUGGAGUUAGUUGAAACAAUCUACAUGUCUCAAGUAAAUUUCCUGCUUAAAAAAAAAAAAAUUUAAGUUUUAUCUUGCAAGGCCUAACUGCAGUUAAAUAAUGAUCUAACAGGAAUUUAUUAACUUAUAUUAAGAAUAUUGCCUAAGUGAAUUCAAAAGAAGUUUUUGUUGCUAUCAUAGCUAUACUAAUAGUUAUGUUUAUAGUAGCUGGAACUUUCUGAUGGUUAAACAUUUCUAACAUUUUCCAAUAAGCAAUAACCCAAUACUUAAUUCUAUUUAUGAACUUAAGAUUUUCUAAAGUGCUUCCAAUGAAAAAAUGUUAAUAACUUUUUUUACUUAAAAAAAAAAUCAAAAUUAAUCACACAAAAAAAAGAAAAAAUGAACCACAAACCUCUCAGUAUUUUAUUGUAUUCUAUUCUGAAAGUUAAUGUAUUCAGGUAAAACCACAAAAAAAAAAAAUUGUUUUUUUUUUUUUUCUCAAUUGAUGUU
Octopus bimaculoides (California two-spot octopus) is the source of this 6859-nucleotide messenger RNA. RefSeq lists its product as uncharacterized. Gene Ontology annotation, biological process: regulation of transcription by RNA polymerase II. Gene Ontology annotation, molecular function: DNA-binding transcription activator activity, RNA polymerase II-specific; RNA polymerase II cis-regulatory region sequence-specific DNA binding. NCBI's taxonomy places the organism in Eukaryota, Metazoa, Mollusca, Cephalopoda, Octopoda, Octopodidae. The record is from RefSeq and is a predicted model, not a curated record. Gene Ontology annotation, cellular component: nucleus.